This is a messenger RNA of Fulvia fulva, 426 nucleotides long. RefSeq lists its product as uncharacterized. The coding region runs from base 1 to 426 and encodes 141 amino acids. The record is from RefSeq and is a predicted model, not a curated record. Lineage: Eukaryota; Fungi; Ascomycota; Dothideomycetes; Mycosphaerellales; Mycosphaerellaceae. The transcript has 2 exons.
AUGCCAUCAUCUAGCACACGUGACACCAAAGGCGAAAAGGAACUCAUCCUCGCCUAUCAGCACAUCUAUAUGCGCUAUCAGAUUUGCGGCUACAAGGAUGGGGCAAACUACACAACACAGGUCUUCGAGGCGCUUCUCGAUUGGGGCCCUGACAGCAAAUUCAGACUCAUCUCGAACCUGUUUAUUGAGCGAGAAUGGAGAAUGAAGUGGGAGGAGUUCAUAGAGAGCAAGAAGACCAGCGAGAACAUGUGGGCCGCGGCGGACUGGCUGGGUGAAGCAGCAUUUACUCUGCAUGUUCGCGGCAGGGAGAGCGAGGCGGCCGGGCUUCAGCAAUUCAUCGAGGACACACAGAAGCUGGCGAGGGAGCACGAGUGGGAUGAGAAGAAUUGGUCCGACAACAGUGACUACUAUCAUCACGGCGGAUAG